Aspergillus luchuensis is the source of this 639-nucleotide messenger RNA. RefSeq names its product superoxide dismutase. Gene Ontology annotation, cellular component: mitochondrion. NCBI's taxonomy places the organism in Eukaryota, Fungi, Ascomycota, Eurotiomycetes, Eurotiales, Aspergillaceae. The transcript has 2 exons. Gene Ontology annotation, biological process: superoxide metabolic process. The record is from RefSeq and is a predicted model, not a curated record. The coding region runs from base 1 to 639 and encodes 212 amino acids. Gene Ontology annotation, molecular function: superoxide dismutase activity; metal ion binding.
AUGCCUUCCCCUUCCCCUCCUCUCCCUUCUUCCCCAUCUCAUCAACAACAGGCCCUCGAACCCAUCAUCUCGAAACAAAUCAUGGAACUCCACCACAAAAAGCACCACCAAACCUAUGUGAACAACCUCAACGCGGCCCUCGCCUCUCAAGCCUCCGCUCUCGACAGCAACGACAUCACCCAGCUCAUCAGCAUCCAACAGAAACUCAAGUUCAACGGCGGCGGCCACAUCAACCACUCCCUGUUCUGGAAGAACUUGGCUCGUUACGACUCCCCGGCCACUAAGCUGGAGCAAUCCGCCCCGACUCUCAAAGACGCUAUUGAGAAGCAGUGGGGAUCAGUCAAGAACUUCACGGAUGCUUUUGAGGCAGUUCUGCUGGGCAUCCAGGGCAGUGGGUGGGGCUGGCUGGUGAGUUCGGGGAAGAAGGGAUUCCUCGAGAUUGUUACGACGAAGGAUCAAGAUCCGGUGACGGGGCCGAUUCCGGUGUUUGGGGUUGAUAUGUGGGAGCAUGCUUAUUAUUUGCAGUACCUGAACAACAAGGCUUCCUAUGUGCAGAACAUCUGGAAGGUGAUUAACUGGGAAGAAGCAGAGCAUCGGUACCUGAAUGGUACGGAUGAAUUGGGUUCGUUGAAGUUGUAG